AUGGCUAAGAGACUGUUUGAAUCAGGGCACCGCGACCAAGCUAAACAAAAAAUACGUAAAAAUGCAGAACAAGAGGCGUUAUUUUACGAGGAAGAAGAGGUAAAUGAUUCAUUCAAUGAAUUUGAUCGGGUUGAGGAAGAAGUUUUGAGCGAUAUUGAUUGGGACGAAGUUCCUUUGGAUGGAAGCAUAACGGUCACCGUGAGUAAUAUACACCAAGACGCCGGCACAGUAAACAAGCAUAAAAGAAAGCGUAAUAGAAAGGCGUUUAAUUAUCACCGACUUAAAUAUGGGCUGCACUUGGUAAUGAUGCCGUUUAUGCUAUCUUUAUUGAAAUCUAGAAUGAAAUGGGCUGACGACGACAGGCUGAAUAGACGAUUAAGAAGAUCCGUGCCCAAAUUAAUCAUCAAAAAAUUCAAAAACUGGGAUUUGAAGGGCCGAGCCUCUAAAAGUGCUUCUCUGAGAACAUUGUUGCUUGGUUUAGUGUUAUGGUUUCGUUCCAAUUACAAAAUAAAUAGUAAUGGUAUUAGACAGAAUUUUAACAGGUUACAAUACCUUAUAAGGUAUGCGGAUAGUCAGAAAAUAAACGCAGUUUCUGAAUCUAAAUAUAAAGAUGUUUUUGCUAACCAGCAAGACUUUUACGGGAACAGGCCAUCGAUGAAUGAUGACAUCGAAGAUAUUAGGAAAAUGGCGAAGAAAAAGUUGGCUAACAGAGAUAUUUUAACGUUGUUCCUAAUAAUCAUAUUAAACAACAUUUUACCAGGGCCUAAGAAGCUUUACCUAUGCUUCGCCUUACCACUACACAACUAUGAUAUUAGGUGCAAUAGAGUAAAAUGGCAAAUCGAAAAUGGUAUUGGAAAAGUCCCUAAUAAAUUUGAUUCUGACCUAAUACAACCUUAUUUCUGGAUUGAAUUAGAAUUUCCUACUUUGAGCGACGAUGAGUUGUAUAUCAUUGACCCUAUAGCACAUCUGGACGAACGUGAAAUGGUUUUGAAAAAGCACAAAGAUCAGUUCGUUCCUAAUUAUCAACCAUCAAUGGAUAUGAAAUACAAUCUGAACCAAAGGUUCCAUUAUGUGAUCCACAUAGAAUACACCAAAAAAGUAAUGCAGGACGUUUCACCGAGAUAUGUGCCUAAUAUUUGCUAUAGAUACUUUGAUUUAUCUGAGUCGUCUCCCAUUUUGAAAUCGAAACAUUAUCUAAGCUAUCAAAAUUUAUCUAGGUGGCUGAAAAUAUUCAACCGGAAAAAUGCACCUCCUCAAGAUGAUAAAUUGAUGAAACGCAUUGCUUUAUCCAAUUUCACACUGCCAAAAAGUGUCACAGAAAUAAAAAGAGCGGAUAAUUUCAUAGUUCCUUCCCUAUUAAAAUCCGGUGAAGCAUUAAAUUUACAUAUUGAGCCAGCUGCAACCUUGGCCUUAGGAAACACCUUGAAAGAACCCCUAUUUUGGAAAAAGGAUGUAAUAGAAUUAAAGAGUACACAGCAUUGGGCAAUAUUAGGACGCUCCAUUUUGCCUGAUACUCAGCCGUUAAAACGUAAGAAGUAUCUACCUAUGAAGGAACGAAUGGUAAGAAAUUUAGACAGAUAUGUUAUCAAGGAACUAUUCUCAUUUGAGCAAACAAUGGAGACUCCUAAAUAUCCCAGUACCUAUCAUGACCACUUAGGGCGUGAACAUGUGAUAACGGAUCUAUCGCAUUAUAAGAAUAAAUUUGGUAACAUCGAAAUCUACUCAACGGAAACUAAGCCUGAUGGAUUCGAAUUAAUUGGGCUCGAUAAGGGAGACAAUGUCAAAGGUCUCAUCAAGAGGUAUAAUAAAACUCACCAAAGGCCGCAAAAGAUUGAGUAUUUGGAAGUAGUAAGUGGUUUUGAUUUUAAACAGAAGAAAGGACAUGCCAUUCCCAAAAUUGAAAGCAUCCUAGUCAAAGAGAGUGACUACAAAUUAGUUCAACGUUUGAAAUGUCAAACCAAAUUACUACUAGGGCUCUCAUCCUGGGACAUCCUACUAACAAAGCUACGACUCAAUGAUCGAUUGAAUACGGACUAUGGAAAUAUUGAAAAUAACAAAGUGUGUGACGACUGUUAA
Molecule: messenger RNA, 2076 nt
Organism: Saccharomyces kudriavzevii IFO 1802
Lineage: Eukaryota; Fungi; Ascomycota; Saccharomycetes; Saccharomycetales; Saccharomycetaceae
Gene: RAD34
Product: Rad34p
Exons: 1
Coding region: 1-2076 (691 amino acids)
Biological process (GO): mismatch repair; nucleotide-excision repair
Cellular component (GO): cytoplasm; XPC complex; nucleus
Molecular function (GO): single-stranded DNA binding; damaged DNA binding
Source: RefSeq, a predicted model, not a curated record